GGUCCGGGCCCGAGGCGGUGAGGGCGGCGACGCGGCCCGCCUGCGAGCUCGGCCAGCAGAGGUCCGGGUGCCGCAUCCACGCCGGGCUCUGCGUGUGCGGCAUCGGCUGUCGUAGCGAGUACCAGUACGCGGACAAGGAGGAGUGCACGAGUGCCAUCAGAGGACGGCGCAACCAGUGCGGGGAGUCACCCUGUCAACACGGCGGGGCGUGCAGUCAGACGACCAUGGACCCUGGAUACAAGUGCCGGUGUGAGGGGACGGGAUUCUACGGCCCUCGCUGCCAGUAUCAGUGUCCGAGUCCGGGAACGGAGGGUGUUGGGAAUCGGGCCAUCCAACUGGCGUGCAUCCUGAUCUGAGGUGAUGAUCCCUUCAAGAAGCGGGUCUCUCCAGGAUAUCUGCACAACGAAGGCAGCCUUCUGCAGGGCUGCUUAUGCAGAACCCGGUGACGCCAAAGGGCGAAUAAAGCAAUCAAAUAAAUGCCAAAUGAUGAAA
Molecule: messenger RNA, 492 nt
Organism: Frankliniella occidentalis (western flower thrips)
Lineage: Eukaryota; Metazoa; Arthropoda; Insecta; Thysanoptera; Thripidae
Product: delta-like protein 3
Source: RefSeq, a predicted model, not a curated record